This is a messenger RNA of Bipolaris zeicola 26-R-13, 675 nucleotides long. RefSeq lists its product as uncharacterized. Gene Ontology annotation, molecular function: nucleic acid binding. The transcript is spliced from 5 exons. NCBI's taxonomy places the organism in Eukaryota, Fungi, Ascomycota, Dothideomycetes, Pleosporales, Pleosporaceae. Bases 1 to 675 code for a protein of 224 amino acids. The record is from RefSeq and is a predicted model, not a curated record.
AUGUUCCAAAGUACUUUUUCCAUCCAUGACACUCCCAAAAAAGCACGCGUGAAAGGUGCUGCCGACUUCAUGAAAUAUAAGGAGCGGUGCGAUCGUUUUCUUCAAGACCUUGGAUGGACUGCACGAUCUAUGACGUGGUCUCAGCUAGCUGAGGAGCUGGAUCUUGGUGUUUCUGGAAAAACUAUAAAACGGCAUAUGGGCUCUAUAGAUUCGCACAAAUGUAUCGCGUGCUCCAAGGGCUGGAUGUCACAAAAACUCGCCCAGAAACGAAAGGAAUGGGCCACGAUCAUGCUUGAUAAGUAUCCCAAGCCGGAGGACUGGCAUAGAGUCCGCUUUUCUAAUGAAUUGCACUGGUCUAUUGGUGCUGAAAAAAAGAUCCAGAUUAUCAGAAAACCCGGUGAACGCUACUGUUCUGAUUGUAUUCAACAUACCCUCGAUCGAACGGCUGAGAAAUCGCAUCGCUAUCUAUAUUUUUAUACUACUAAGUCUCCUAAUCGCAAGGUGAGCCUAGAGCGCGGCGAUGACUUCGUUGUUGAAGAAGAUAAUAAUAGCGGCCACUGCGGCGGCCGUUCCGCGCUAGAGUCAUAUUUCAACUGCCCUGGAUUACUAAAUUUGGCAUCCAUUGAAAAUUGCUGGCGCCUACUAAAGCAGUUUAUGGCUAGAUUUCCGCACUAG